AUGAGUGCAUUAAGAACCGUGACAAGAUCAGCAUCCAGAACAUCUGUGUUGUACAACAGUGUUCGUGCUUACUCUACAAAGGAGCCAGUAAGUUUUUUUGCGGUGUAUGGACAACUAACGAUUUCAAGACUCUUAAGGAGAGAUUUGCCGAGCUUUUGCCUGAAAAGCAGGCCGAAGUUAAGGAACUCAAGUCCAAAAGUUUUGCUGGACCAGGCCUACGGUGGUAUGAGAGGAAUCAAAGGUUUGGUUUGGGAAGGAUCUGUUUUGGACCCUGUUGAAGGAAUUCGGUUCAGGGGAAGAACCAUUCCAGACAUCCAAAAAGAACUCCCUAAGGCCGAAGGUGGUGAACAGCCACUUCCAGAAGCAUUGUUCUGGCUCCUGUUGACCGGCGAGGUCCCAACUGCCGCCCAGACCAAGGCUUUCUCCGAGGAGCUUGCUGCCAGAUCCAAGCUGCCAAAGCAUGUGGAAGAGCUCAUUGAUAGAUCUCCAGCUACUUUGCACCCAAUGGCUCAAUUCUCGAUUGCUGUCACCGCUUUGGAGUCCGAGUCGCAAUUUGCCAAGGCUUACGCUGCCGGUGUCAACAAGAAAGAAUACUGGAAAUACACCUACGAGGACUCCAUCGAAUUGUUGGCCAAGCUGCCAAACAUUGCUGCUCGCAUCUACAGAAACGUUUUCAAAGACGGCAAGGUUGCUUCUGUGGACCCAACUUUGGACUACGGUGCCAACUUCGCUCACUUGCUUGGCUACGGCUCGAACCCAGAGUUCUUGGAGCUGAUGAGACUGUACUUGUCGAUCCACUCUGAUCACGAGGGUGGUAACGUUAGUGCACACACCACCCACUUGGUUGGAUCUGCUCUGUCGUCGCCAUUUUUGUCUCUCGCUGCUGGACUGAACGGAUUGGCCGGCCCAUUGCACGGAAGAGCCAACCAAGAAGUGCUUGAGUGGCUCAAGGGCAUGCAAAAGGAGCUCAAGGGUGACAUCUCCAAGGAGAACAUUGAGAAAUACCUCUGGGAGACCCUGAACGCCGGACGUGUUGUUCCAGGUUACGGACACGCCGUUUUGAGAAAGACCGACCCAAGAUACACUGCACAAAGAGAGUUCGCUUUGAAACACAUGCCAGACUACGAUCUGUUCAAGCUUGUUUCCAACAUUUACGAGGUUGCACCAAAGGUGCUGACCAAGCACGGUAAGACCAAGAACCCAUGGCCAAAUGUCGACUCUCACUCUGGUGUGCUGUUGCAGUACUACGGAUUCACCGAGGAGUCGUUCUACACCGUGCUGUUUGGUGUGGCUAGAGCGUUUGGUGUUCUUCCGCAAUUGAUCAUCGACAGAGGUAUCGGUCUUCCGAUCGAGAGACCAAAGUCUUUCUCCACCGAGAAGUACAAGGAGUUGGUGCUGGGUUUGAACAAGGCAUGA
Molecule: messenger RNA, 1416 nt
Organism: Ogataea philodendri
Lineage: Eukaryota; Fungi; Ascomycota; Pichiomycetes; Pichiales; Pichiaceae
Exons: 2
Coding region: 1-1416 (471 amino acids)
Biological process (GO): tricarboxylic acid cycle; carbohydrate metabolic process; citrate metabolic process
Cellular component (GO): mitochondrial matrix
Source: RefSeq, a predicted model, not a curated record